Molecule: messenger RNA, 2048 nt
Organism: Rubroshorea leprosula
Lineage: Eukaryota; Viridiplantae; Streptophyta; Magnoliopsida; Malvales; Dipterocarpaceae
Source: the annotation of a GenBank genome assembly
AGAGAACAACAGACGCUGGUUUCUUUCUGGGUCUCAUAUUUGGAAAUCUUCUUAAUAGAUACAUUUUCAGUUGAGCGCAGCCAAAUUUCUCUAACAGAUUUUCUGGACAUCUCUCUGUUUUCUUGAUACUACAUCACAUUAUCAUCAUCAUCUCUGAACGAACGCACGCACGCACUUACGCACCCACCGCAGGUUCCAAUCACUUUCCCUCUCCUUCCUCUGUUCCAACUGUUGUCAUUUCCUUCUGAUUUUCGGUUUUUGUUAGAAUUCCAGUUUUGUUUCUUACAUCUUUCAUACUGGUUUCCACUCGUACCAUUAAUUUUUUUUUUACUCUUGAGAUUUUCGGCUUAAACUUAGAUUAGAUCUAAAAAUAAAGUGAACACGGACAGAUUACAGGUACAUACCUGUAUGCUCUGCUAGUGCUUGGGGGUCAGGGAGAAUCCCAUUCUUUCUGUGCAAAUGCCGAACAUACAUAGCAGGUCAAUUCCUUGACAAAAUCUCAACCCCAAGACACAAGAAAAUUGAAAAAAAAAAAAAAAAUGAAGAGAUUAUGGAGGGUACAAGUGCUGCAACACGGCAUCUUUACUUUGUUUCUGCUGCUCCUAGUCCUCACUUGGACACAAGCCAAUGAUGAUGCGCUCAUGUUGAUGGCUUUCAAGAAAUUCUCUGUUACCUCAGAUCCUCAUGCUGUCUUGGUUAACUGGACUGAUACUUCUUCCAGCCCCUGUUCCUGGUAUGGAGUCACUUGCUCUCUUGAUGGCCGUGUUUCCACUCUCGACCUCAGCUAUGCAGGUCUUGUUGGGAGCCUGCACCUCCCUAAUCUCACCGCCAUGUCCGCCCUCGUCCGUUUCUAUUUGCAAGGGAAUUCCUUUUCUGCGGGGGAUCUCUCUGCCUCAUCCUCCUGCAUGCUCGACACCCUUGACUUGUCCUCCAAUAACUUCUCCGACCCCCUCCCGGGCCAAGGGCAAUCCUUCUUCUCUUCUUGCGAUCGUCUGGCUUAUGUUAAUAUGUCUCGCAAUUCAAUUCCUGGGGCUGGGGGUAAUUGCCAGAGCCUCAUUUGGCUUGACUUAAACAGCAAUGCCCUAUCUGGAAAUCUACCACUUGAGCUUGCCAACCAAACUGGCGCGGUCCUGGCUAACGUUGUUUCCGGAAAGCAAUUUGCGUUCAUAAGAAAUAAGGGUGGAACAGCAUGUAGGGGUGCUGGAGGUUUGCUUGAAUUUGAGGGGAUACGAGCAGAGAGGCUUGAAAGUCUCCCAAUGGUUCAUUCUUGCUCAUCGACCAGAGUUUAUUCUGGCUAUACUGUUUAUACUUUUUCUAGUAAUGGUAGCAUGAUCUACCUUGAUCUCUCUUACAACUCCUUGUCCGGAACUAUUCCUGAGAUUUUUGGUGCACUGAGAUACUUGCAAGUCUUGAAUUUGGGACACAACUCGCUAACUGGAGAUAUUCCUGACAGCUUUGGAGGUUUGGAAGCUAUUGGAGUUUUAGAUCUCUCUCACAAUCAUCUUCAGGGCUAUUUGCCAGCUUCAUUGGACACUCUUAGUUUUCUCAGUGACCUUGAUGUUUCCAACAACAACCUCACUGGUCCAAUCCCCUCUGGAGGUCAGCUAACCACUUUCCCAGCAUCCAGAUAUGAGAAUAAUUCAGGCCUUUGUGGGGUACCAAUGCCUCCGUGUGGCUCUGGAAGCCACUCAACAGACGUACAUACUCGGGGAAGAAAGCAAUCUGUGGCAACGUUAAUGGUGAUUGGCAUCAUAUUCUUGAGUAUCCUUGCAAUUAUAUUAGCAGUAGUAAUCGUCCGAUUCCCAUUACAAUCGAGAGAAUUACGACGAGAUGGAGAGAGUUAGAGAGAGAUAGGAGAGAGAGCAAUUGCUUGCAAUUGGUAGCAGAAAGACUCUCCAACCCAAAUCCAACCUCCUCCCUUAGGAUUCGACUUGAGAUCGGAAAUGCACUUAUUUUUGCUUUGUGGUGGGCGUAUUCGCUCCAAGCCCCUCAGACCCAUGUGUACACAAAAAAUCUGGGACCAACAAUAACAAAACAGUGGUUGCAUU